This is a messenger RNA of Grosmannia clavigera kw1407, 1404 nucleotides long. RefSeq names its product DNA endonuclease. Gene Ontology annotation, biological process: base-excision repair. The transcript is spliced from 2 exons. The coding region runs from base 1 to 1404 and encodes 467 amino acids. Gene Ontology annotation, molecular function: zinc ion binding; DNA-(apurinic or apyrimidinic site) endonuclease activity; DNA binding. NCBI's taxonomy places the organism in Eukaryota, Fungi, Ascomycota, Sordariomycetes, Ophiostomatales, Ophiostomataceae. The record is from RefSeq and is a predicted model, not a curated record. Gene Ontology annotation, cellular component: nucleus; mitochondrion.
AUGUCUCUUCGCAAGUCGCCCCGACAUGUCAAGGCCGUCUCGACCGGCAUUGUCGCAGCCACGACGACGACGGCAACGAGACGAGUCAGCGGGAGGACGACCACAGCAGCAGCUUCUGCAGUGACAGCAGUAAAGGAAGAAGAGGCCGAGGAUGUCGUGGUGAAAGUAAAGGGCCGGGGACGUCCCAAAGGAGCGACGAAGCGCAAGGUUGAGAGCGACGACGAGCUGGACAAGAGCGAAGACGAACACAAGCCAGCCAAGGGAGCGGCCAAGGCGGUAGCAAAGCCCAAGGAAGCGGUGGUGGAGAAGCCGACAAAAAAGGCCAAGACGACGGCCAAAGCAGUCAAGGCCGGGGAAGCACCCUUGGCUGCUCGGACCGACGUGAGCACGUUGAAGAAGGCCAUGUACAUUGGGGCCCACGUGAGCAGCGCAGGAGGUGUCCAAAAUGCGGUCGGCAACGCGCAGUACAUUGGCGGCAACGCGUUUGCGCUCUUCCUCAAGUCGCAGCGGACAUGGACGAACGCAGCCCUGACGGACGAGGCGCGCGACGGUUUCCGGGCGCAGUGUGCCUCGCUGGGCUUUGACGCGGCCCGCCACUGCCUCCCACACGGCUCGUACCUGGUCAACCUGGCGCAGGCAGACGCGGCCAAGGCGGAGCAGGCGUACGGCAACUUUGUGGACGACCUGCGACGCUGUGCCGCUCUGGGCAUCCGGCUGUACAACUUCCAUCCGGGUGCGGCCGUGGCCGGGACGGGCACGCGCGAGGAGGCACUCGCGCGCAUUGCGGCAGCGCUGAACCGAGCCCAUCGCGACACGGCGCCGUCGGACGUGGUGACGGUGAUUGAGAACAUGGCGGGCGGCGGGACGACGGUCGGCAACCGGUUUGAGGAUCUGCGCGCCAUCAUUGACGGGGUCGACGACAAGCAGCGCGUCGGCGUCUGUCUCGAUACCUGCCACGCCUUUGCGGCCGGCUACGACCUCCGCACGGCCGCGUCGUUUGCCGCCGUCGUGGCCGAGUUUGACGCCGUCGUCGGCCUCUCCUAUCUGCGCGCCGUCCACUGCAACGACAGCAAGGCCCCCCUCGACAGCCGCCGCGACCUGCACGCCAACAUCGGCACCGGCUUUCUCGGCCUGCGCGCCUUCCAUUGCCUCGUCAACCAUGACGCCUUUUCUGGCCUGCCCAUCGUGCUUGAGACGCCCAUCGACCGGCCCGACGGCAAGGCCGGCGGCAAGACCGUCGAAGACCGCCGCGUCUGGGCUGACGAGAUCAAGCUGCUCGAGAGCCUCGUCGGCAUGGACCCUGACACCGACGCCUUUGCUGCCCUCGAGGCUGACAUGCAGGCUCAGGGUGCUGCCGAGCGUGGCCGUCUGCAGGAGCAGGUCAACAAGCGGAAGAAGAAGUAG